AUGAGCUGCAGCAGCGUUGCAGAAUCCGAGUUUUCGGAGGAAGAGCUGGAGCUCGGUGCUCUAGGCCAAGGUGAGAGCGAGGAGGGAAGUCCCAAGGCGUCGUUCCAGGACAGCGAGAGCUCUACUGGCAGCCCGAGCGACCCAGAGGAGGACCUGACCAAGAAGCGCAAUCGGCCGGUUCGCUCCAAAGCUCGACGUAUGGCAGCCAAUGUCCGUGAGAGGAAACGCAUUAUGGACUAUAACCAGGCCUUCAAUGCUCUUCGGGUCGCCUUGAACCAUGACCUUAGCGGCAAACGGCUCUCAAAGAUCGCCACGCUGCAGAGGGCCAUCAAUCGGAUCUCAGCUCUCUCUGUGUUCCUGAGCACUAACCCAGCCAGCAAACCUUGCACCCAUCGGGAAUGUAACAGGUCAUCGGCGGGGAUGACACCAAUGGCAGCCUCACGACUGGAGCAGACUAGGGUGAGCAUCCCUCGUCUGGAGCAUCAACAUUAUGCUCCUUGGCACGCGUCUAUUUCCCAGCAACCGCAGCAGGGGCCUCACGUGUACAGGUGCCCCACGGAGCCUCGCGUCUACGUAGAUACCAGUGUCUCCUCGUGCCCCCCGUCACCACACUACCCUUGUUAUCCCACAGAAGGACAGCUUUACGCUUCACGAGGCCAUUGCGGCAGCUCUCACGAACAUCCACCAAGCCCCCUGCGGUUCUCUCAGGUGGGUGACGGGUUGGGGUACCAGCCUGGAUUAUGGGGCUCCUGCACUCAGGGUUACAUUGACACUUUUGUGGAGCCAUCUGCAGCUUCGGGACUUCCCUGGCAGGUGAACUACAUGCAGGAGCAGGAACAUAACCUCUCUUUGGGCUCAGAAACCCAACUAUGA
Messenger RNA from Entelurus aequoreus (snake pipefish), 873 nucleotides. RefSeq names its product basic helix-loop-helix family, member a9 (gene bhlha9). The transcript has a single exon. The record is from RefSeq and is a predicted model, not a curated record. Gene Ontology annotation, molecular function: RNA polymerase II transcription regulatory region sequence-specific DNA binding; protein dimerization activity; DNA-binding transcription factor activity, RNA polymerase II-specific. The coding region runs from base 1 to 873 and encodes 290 amino acids. Gene Ontology annotation, biological process: developmental process; regulation of transcription by RNA polymerase II. NCBI's taxonomy places the organism in Eukaryota, Metazoa, Chordata, Actinopteri, Syngnathiformes, Syngnathidae.